AUGCUCGCGAAGAUGCUCGAGACCGCCUGCUCGUACGCCGAGACCGCGUACGCCCACCUCGCGCCCGCGCACCGGCACUACGUCGCGCUCUACACCGCCUGCGUGCUCUACGCCGAGGACCUCGGCGCGCGCGACCCCGCCGCCGUCGCGCACUUCGCGCGGCGCCUCAUCGCCGGCGCGCCGCAGCUCUCCCCCGUCUUCGACCGGCUCGCCGCGCUCCUCCGCGGCGCGCACGCGCUCUGGACCGACGCCGGCGCGGACGCGAUCAUCGCGAGCACGCUCGACGCGCUCAGCGCGACCGCGCUCGAGCACGCCGCCGGCGCGCGCGGCGGGAUGGCCGUCGCGCCCGACGCGACGCGCUGGCCGUACUACCUCCGCACGCGCGCGGGCGGCGGGCCGCAGUACACGCACUUCAUGUUCAUGCGUGGCUGGCGCGAGUCCCCGGAGUCGUACCUCCAGAUUCUUCCCCUUUCAUUCUACAAAGAAGAGCUGGUGGGCGAACGCACCAACUAUGUCCACCUGCGCGCGGCCGCCGAGCAGAUCACCCCGAUGGAGGUCCUCCAGCGGCUGACCGCCGAGGUUCUCGACACAGCGGAACGGAUCGAGAGGGUCGUCGGAGACGACCUCGAGCUCCGCGACCUGUGGCACCAGUACAAACAGACGUAUCUUGAAUUCACCAUCCGCACGCCACGCUACCGCAUGAAGGAGCUCGGAGUGGUUCCGUGA
Messenger RNA from Epithele typhae, 726 nucleotides. Its product is annotated as terpenoid synthase. Bases 1 to 726 code for a protein of 241 amino acids. NCBI's taxonomy places the organism in Eukaryota, Fungi, Basidiomycota, Agaricomycetes, Polyporales, Epitheliaceae. The record is from RefSeq and is a predicted model, not a curated record. The transcript has 3 exons.